UUCACAGAGGCAACGUGUAUCACAGAGAUGUCCGUGAUGAUGGCUUGUUGGAAACAGAAUGAAUUCAGUGAGAGAGCUUGUGCCAAAGAGAUCCAGGCGUUCUAUGCUUGCACAGCCAAAGCAGAGGCUGAGCGGAAAGCAAGGGCAAGUUUGGACAGUGCGGGACAAACCAAUACUUUGACUCCCAAACAAGCCACAAAGUUGCUGCGGAGAUAUCCUAACAAAACACAAGUGACAUAAGAGCCUGCACAUGGAAUUAGUAUUUGGAUCUAAAAGGCUGCUGAUUACUACAACUUCCUGUGUCUGAGAUGUUUAGUUCCUGAUGGAUAUAAAUGCCGUGGAAAGUGCAGGAAUAUACUACUCAUCAGUGGCAGUAAAAUCUGAUAGAAUGGAGACAAAUGCCCUUAGCUGAAAUUCACAAAUAUCUAAGACUGGUGCUCUGACUAAAUUAGAAAGAAUGGUGAUUUCUUGCAUUUUGUGAAAUGUAUGUUGAAAUAUUUCAUAAGUGGCAGUUGUGUUGAAUGCACGAGUCAUUUUUAGUUCAUUUUUAUUGUCUGUGAUUUUGGGUUGAGAUGCAUUUUAUUCUCUCACUUUGGCUUUUCUUCAUCACAGUCCCACCCCUAGUCUGUGAUGUGAGAAGAUACAUUAGAACAGAUUCCCCAGUUGCUUAUUCCUUUUCUGCAGUGACAUAGCAGUAAUAACUGCAGGCUGAUGUUUUGAGGGCAUGAAUUCCACCAUGGCAAGUACUGAAGAUUAAAUUCGAUAGAAUACAAUAACUGGUACUUUAAAAAAGCAUCUGAUGAGUUCAAAAGGCACUUAGGGGUGGACAAUAAAUGCUGGCCUAGUCAGGGCCACCCACAUCCCAUGAACAAAUCAAUAAAGCACCUCAGAGUCCCCUAUCUCAAUGGUGGUCAUGUCCAUAAAAGAAAUCCCAUUGUGGGAUAUUCCAGCUCCGAUUUAUCUUGCACCUCUCUAGAUGACAAUCAUCUCAUGUAAAAACUGAAAAAAACUGCAGAUGCUGUAAAUCAGAAGCAAAAACAGAAAGUGCUGAAAAAGCUCAGCAGGUCUGGUAGGAUCUGUGAAGGGAAUCAGAGUUAACAGUUUGAAUUGAGUGACCCUUCUGCAGAACCAUUCUGAGGAAGGGACACCGGACCCGAAACGUUAACUUUGAUUUCUGUCUACAGAUGCUGCCAGACCUGCUGAGCUUUGCUAGCAAUUUCUGUUUCUAACCUCGAUGUGUCAGCCUGUCAGCCAGACAUCCUUUGUGACAAUAUCAUCAAUCUCAGUCAAAAAUCACUUUGUUUUUCCACAGAUGAAUGAGAAUUUUAACUUCCAGGGAAGUAUAUCAGCAAAAUCAAUCAGUUUCUUUAUGAAGGGCUGGUUUGUGUGAUUUGUGUUUUAGUUGGUGGCAAAUAGUCAUACAUUUUUAAGACAACAGUGAAGGUGAUAUUAAAAUAAUUAUUUGUAUGUGUUACUUGAGGUUGUCACAGAGUUGUAUAAAAUUGUACCGACCCUCUAAUUACAGGAGAAAGCAUCUUGUGUUACUGUGUUCAAUUUAAUAAAUUAAUUCCGAUGUUUACUGUACUUACAA
Molecule: messenger RNA, 1591 nt
Organism: Rhincodon typus (whale shark)
Lineage: Eukaryota; Metazoa; Chordata; Chondrichthyes; Orectolobiformes; Rhincodontidae
Gene: chchd1
Product: coiled-coil-helix-coiled-coil-helix domain containing 1
Exons: 2
Biological process (GO): mitochondrial translation
Cellular component (GO): nucleoplasm; mitochondrion; mitochondrial ribosome
Molecular function (GO): RNA binding
Source: RefSeq, a predicted model, not a curated record